This is a messenger RNA of Rhinolophus ferrumequinum (greater horseshoe bat), 2687 nucleotides long. It is a transcript of the gene OTP, whose product is annotated as orthopedia homeobox. The record is from RefSeq and is a predicted model, not a curated record. Gene Ontology annotation, biological process: regulation of DNA-templated transcription; neuron differentiation. The coding region runs from base 165 to 1142 and encodes 325 amino acids. The transcript is spliced from 3 exons. NCBI's taxonomy places the organism in Eukaryota, Metazoa, Chordata, Mammalia, Chiroptera, Rhinolophidae. Gene Ontology annotation, molecular function: DNA-binding transcription factor activity, RNA polymerase II-specific; DNA binding.
AUUAUAAUGCAAGAAGCCCCCUUUUUAACCACAAACCGAAUUUUCUUUCAUUUAGGUGAUCUAUAUAUGUCUAUAUCGUAUAGCUUAUAGCUUAUAUCUAUUUUAAAUAACUUAAAGCCGCUAAAAUUUGGGGGGGAACAGCUUUCGCCCUGGAGCGGUGCGCGAUGUUGUCUCACGCCGACCUCCUGGACGCCAGGCUAGGUAUGAAAGAUGCCGCCGAGCUUCUAGGUCACCGGGAGGCGGUGAAGUGUAGGCUGGGCGUGGGGGGCUCCGACCCCGGGGGCCACCCGGGCGACCUAGCGCCCAACUCCGAUCCGGUCGAGGGAGCCACUCUGCUGCCCGGGGAGGACAUCACCACUGUGGGCUCGACGCCGGCCUCGCUGGCAGUGAGCGCUAAGGACCCGGACAAGCAGCCGGGGCCCCAAGGAGGCCCGAAUCCCAGCCAAGCCGGCCAGCAGCAGGGCCAACAAAAGCAGAAGCGUCACCGGACGCGCUUCACUCCGGCGCAGCUCAACGAGUUGGAGAGGAGCUUCGCCAAGACUCACUACCCGGACAUCUUCAUGCGCGAGGAGCUGGCGCUGCGUAUCGGGCUGACCGAGUCCCGAGUGCAGGUCUGGUUCCAGAACCGCCGCGCUAAGUGGAAGAAGCGAAAGAAGACCACCAACGUGUUCCGCGCGCCGGGCACGCUGCUGCCCACGCCAGGCCUGCCUCAGUUCCCAUCAGCCGCCGCCGCCGCCGCCGCCGCCAUGGGCGACAGCCUGUGCUCUUUCCACGCCAACGACACCCGCUGGGCGGCGGCCGCCAUGCCGGGCGUGUCACAGCUGCCGCUGCCGCCAGCGCUCGGCCGGCAGCAAGCCAUGGCGCAGUCGCUGUCCCAGUGCAGCCUGGCGGCGGGGCCGCCGCCCAACUCCAUGGGCCUAUCCAACAGCCUGGCGGGCUCCAACGGCGCGGGGCUGCAGUCCCACCUCUACCAGCCCGCCUUCCCCGGCAUGGUGCCCGCCUCCCUCCCCGGCCCCAGCAACGUCUCCGGCUCGCCCCAGCUCUGCAGCUCCCCGGACAGCAGCGACGUGUGGCGGGGCACGAGCAUCGCCUCCCUCCGCCGCAAGGCACUAGAGCACACAGUCUCCAUGAGCUUCACUUAAUGCAGCCGCGCCAGGCCCGCUCCGCCCCCGGCACCGCCCCCAGGGCCGCCCCGAGGCCCUUCCCGCGGGCGCCCGGGGCCCCGCUCCCUGCCCGGGCCCCUGCCCGCGCGCCCUGUCCCGUCCCAGCCCCGGCCUCCGCCACUUCUCGUUUUGUCCUCUCCUCCACCGGCUCGGGCUCACCCCAAGCCCCAGCUUACGAGGCCUCCCCUCCGCCUGAUUUCGCACGCCCCGGUCCCCCGCCCCGGAGUCCGUCUAACCUUGUCACCCAGCUCCUCCCUCCGCCCCAUCUCUAGCGCCUCACCCCACCCUUUCCGCUACCCGGGUCUCUCCGCUAGCACUUAUUGUGCUCACGCUCUCUUCCCGGCCUUCUGACUGGCGUCGUUCCCACCCACACCUUCAACACGACGCCCACGAUCCCCUCGCCCGCCACCUCCCCUCUGGUCCCUUCUUUCCCCACGCCCCUCCCCCCGCGCCCUGCAAAAAGCAUCCUUCCCGCCAUUUUACUUACCAGGGAGUCGACUCAGGAUCUGAAAUCAGACACCAAUGGACUGGUUUGUGGGCAGAAACACACACAUUCGCACUCUCGCUCACUCUCAAAUACGACGCACGCACACACACGCAUACACAUUGCUCCUAGGUCACACACGGACGUAUUCAAGGGACAGCACAAUGUUAGGGAUUUUUGUCUUAAAGGAGGACAAGCAUCUGCUACCAACCGCCUCAUCUGAGGGCCCAACUGAUGUGAUUUGAUUUACCCUUAUAUUCUUUCUCUGAAUUCUUUCUUUCCUUUUCCACCACCCUACCCUUCCCCUGUCAACCUAGUCACAUCCAUGCAACCGUCUUAUUGGCUUGCACCAGAAUGCGUUUAUUUUACCUUUUCUUAAGCACAACUGUGUAAGUUUAUUGAAGGGAAGGCUUCUCAGGAGGAACAUGCCAGUGGAUUGGGUGGCUGGAGUAGACUAAGCAGUCAUAUGAUGAAGAGGUGAUCUUACCCAUUUUGAUAAGUCUUUAUAAGAAAGAAUAAAAUAAACAUGUAAGAAAAAUUUCCUUUCGUAAAAGCAAAAGCCACAUCUCUUUUCUGGAUCCUUCAGGACUGGGGUUGGUUUGCUUCCUUUUCCGUUUCUCCUUGCUGCUCUGUGCCCUUGGUUGUUUUGUGGUCGUCCUGUCGUCCCUCGUGUCCCUCGGCCACCGCCCUGGCCCCUGCCGGCCGCCGAUGGGUGCACCUGGACAUCUACAACCCUGCAACUUUGUACAGAGAAACACAAUCAGCUCUUUCUGCAUGUGCUGGUCAAAUCCAAACCCAGAGAACAGAAGCGCUUUCGAAGAAUGAACAAACAUGUGAAAUAGGAUGUUUUGUGUAGAUAAAGCAUUCUUGUUACAUACUGGUCAAUUUGUGAUAUGUUUUAACUUAUUGUCUGUGCUUAUUUAUGGAAUUUGGUUUUCUUAAUAAAUGUUUGAGCUAAUAUAAAGCAUAUUGAUUUUUCCGGACAAGUUUAUAUCAAGUUAAAUGUAAAUGGAUAAAAUAAAAUCAUUUUCAGUAUGUGA